Mesorhabditis belari is the source of this 459-nucleotide messenger RNA. The record is from the annotation of a GenBank genome assembly. Lineage: Eukaryota; Metazoa; Nematoda; Chromadorea; Rhabditida; Rhabditidae.
AUGCACACAUUUGAAUGUGCCACUGGUAUGCAAAUCACCGUCUCUGACAUCAAUGUGACUGAUGUGAAUGGGAAACCGAUGUACCCGAUGGACCCAAAGCAAACGAUGGUUCUCGACUUGAUCUCCUACAAUCACGGAGAGCAGAUCACUGACAAUAAAGUCGACGUCGGCAUUUACUCGUACUCGAAAUCGUGGGCCACAAACACUUGCAACUGGACGGCUAUUCCAACACUCGGAUUGCUCAACAACAUUGAUGGAUGCGAUUUCGCGAAGAAUUGUCCGCUAGCCUCGGGUCCACUUCAGUUGAAAAUCCCGCUUGAUCUCUCGCAGUUCUCUUCAAUCAUCAACAUGUUGGCCGCAAACCGACCCUAUCAACUUAACAUCGCGAUGAAAAACUACAACGAGGGAAACAAACAACACGAGCAAAUCGCUUGCGUCGUCGCACAGAUUCAUCUCAUU